This is a messenger RNA of Panicum virgatum (switchgrass), 5330 nucleotides long. Its product is annotated as 1-phosphatidylinositol-3-phosphate 5-kinase FAB1B-like. The transcript is spliced from 11 exons. The record is from RefSeq and is a predicted model, not a curated record. Gene Ontology annotation, biological process: phosphatidylinositol phosphate biosynthetic process. Gene Ontology annotation, molecular function: ATP binding; 1-phosphatidylinositol-3-phosphate 5-kinase activity. NCBI's taxonomy places the organism in Eukaryota, Viridiplantae, Streptophyta, Magnoliopsida, Poales, Poaceae. The coding region runs from base 343 to 4887 and encodes 1514 amino acids. Gene Ontology annotation, cellular component: endosome membrane.
CACGAUGGCACGCAAUAAUGCACGAAAUGAAUUAAUCAACAAAUUCUUGGCAGAGCCGCUCAGCUCUGCAGUCUCCUCUGCUCUUGCAAGAGAGAUCUAUCUGAAGUCCUCCCAGCAACCGGUAUUAUUUCAUUUCAUCCACCUCCGCCUCCGCCUCCGCCUCCUUCUGCUGCCUUUGUUAUCAGCUUUCGAUCCUCUAGCUACUCUCAUCUCGAUCAUCAGCUCGCUCUCCAUCCUUGGGUUUGCAUGCAUACAUCGGGAUUUCUUCUGGCAUUCCCUUGAUGCAGCAACAUCAUAUAGAUAUAUAUCGCCACCACAGUUGUUGAGCUCCGUUUUUUUGCCAUGCCCACAAGGGACGACGCCAUGGGUGCUGAUCCAAAUAACCAUCUGCUGCAUUCUUAUCCAUCUCGGGAUGACACCCUUACCAGCGGUGAAUCUGAAUUAUCGGAUGACGCCAUCUGGAGACCGCCUGAGGCAGCCGACGACAUGGAAGAUGAUGGGACGACAUCUGACGACACUACAACACAAGAAGACGAGGAGGAGGAUUCUAGUGGCGGUGAUGGCAGUUUCAGCUGGUGUCAGCAGCAGCCCACAAGCAGCAACGCCAACGCCGCCUACAGCUACAGGGAGGAGCGGCAGAAAGCCAUGCUCAGAGCCAUGAACGGCCAGCUCAAGAUGCUCGCCGCUCGCUUUCUAGAGUCGGCCGGCAUCCCUGCUGCUCUACACCAAUUGCAAGGCGCCGACACCUGCUGCUGGCUCGACAUCGUCACCUCCCUGUCCUGGGAAGCCGCCCUUCUUAUCAGGCCUGAUGCCACUGCCGGCAACGAGAUGGACCCUUCCUCUUACGUCAAGGUUAAGUGCCUAGCAUCUGGUACCCGGCGCCAAUGUGAGGUCAUCAGGGGCUUAGUCUUCAAGAAGAAUGCCGCCCAUAAGCACAUGCCCACCAGUUGUCACAAUCCCAGGCUACUUCCUCUUAGAGGAGUACUCGGUGAUUCGGAUAAUGGCUUCUCAUCAUUCAGUUCCAUAGAGCAGGAAAAAGACCAUCUGGAGAAGUCAGUCUGUAAAAUGAUGCAGAUUUGCAGACCAAAUGUUGUCAUGGUCGAGAAAACUGUUUCACGCGACAUACAGGAGCUUCUCCUCGAGGAAGGCGUCACUCUGGUGCUUGAUAUGAAGCUUAACCGGUUGCAAAGGAUCGCUCGCUGUUCUGGCUCUCCCAUACUAUCGUUCUCAGAGGUUCUAAGUAAGCCAAAGUUGAAGCAGUGUGACUACUUCCAUAUCGAAAAAGUUACUGAGGAGCACAACCAUACCGUUGAAGCUGGAAAGAGGCAAUCUAAAACAUUAAUGUACCUGGAAGGCUUUCACAAGCCAUUGGGAUGCACAAUAAUGCUACGAGGAGCGAGUAGUCAAGAACUGAAGAAAGUCAAGCAAGUCAUGCACUACACAGUGUUUGCAGCAUACCACCUUGUUCUUGAGACAUCCUUCUUUGAAGAUCAGAGAGUAAUAUUGAACAAUAAAAAUGCUUCCCAAGAAAAAAAUUCUAUCAGUAGUAAGGCGGAAUCAUCAGUAAUACGUCACGGAAUCCCUGCUCCCUCUAUUGGUUCUCACCCUGUCGGUCCUAAGUAUCCCUUAACUUCUAGUGAAUCGGUAGAAGAACCCACUAAAGGGAAGACAGUUACCGUUUCUUCAACAAAAAUCGAAGAUCUAAAUUCACUUGAGAAGGGCUUCCCUAAUGAGCUCCCCGAGGGUCCAGCCAUCUAUUAUGAUUCUAAUCAGGCACUUCCUUCUGAAAGACUAGUAUCGUCAGUCCCAGGAUCACCAAGAAGAUCCAUUGAUAUAUUACGUUAUCAGAAUAUUUAUUUACCAGUCACGUCUUCUCAAGAGACAACUGAUCAUCAGAAAGAAGACAUGCUUCAAUACUGUCAAAUCAUGGCAGGUAAUAGUGUACAUAUUAGCCCGAAUGUUAGGGUACAAGCUGGUUCUGGUGAGAAUGUGGAUCACUUAAGCAAUCCCCGGAAUCGAGCAUCCACUGAAAGCAAUCAACAAAUGGCAUUGGAUGAUCCUUCGGUUAGUGAGCAACCAUCAACUCCAUUGGAAAAUGGGGAACAACAAAGCACCAGCUACGUUAGCGGAGACAAGACCUCAGAUAUAGACGAGGUGGAUGCUGUCUUGGAGUCGCAGAGCAUACUUAUUUUGUUGUCCAGCCAAUGUAUCACGAAGCAAGUUAUCUGCGAGCAGAGCCAUCUAUCCCGUAUAAAGUACUAUGGAGAUUUUGAUGUCUCCUUAGGACGAUAUUUGCAAGACAUUUUGCAGAAUCAGAAUCUCAGCUGUUCCUCAUGUGGAGAACCCCCAGAGGCUCACAUGUACUCAUACACUCACCGCAAUAGGAAUCUGACUGUUGUUGUGAAGCGUUUGCCUAAAUACUGUUUACCUGGUGAAUCAGAAGGAAAAAUUUGGAUGUGGACUAGAUGUCUAAGAUGUGAGCAUGAAAGUGGGAUCUCUAGAUCAUCACGAAGGGUGCUAAUGUCAGCUGAAGCACACUAUCUUUCGUUUGGGAAGUUCCUUGAACUCAGUUUUUCCAGCCAUUCAACUGCUAGAAGGCUAUCAAUAUGUGGACAUUCGUUGAAUAAGGAUUGCCUGCGCUUUUUUGGGUUGGGCUCCAAAGUUGCAAUGUUCCAGUAUUCAUCAGUCAAAAUUUACACUGCCUCCAAACCACAGCCUACUCUUGAGUUUCACAACCCCAAUGCUCAUGAAUGGUACGGGCAAGAGGUAAGAAAUGUUCUUGCUAGAGGAGUCAUGCUUUUCUCUGAAGUCACAGGGUUACUACAGAACCUGAAGGAUCAGUUUUCUGAGGUGGUAAUCUAUUGUGGCGCCUUCCUUCCUAUUGAAGAGUUCUCCCAACUUGAAGAUAUGUUGAUUAAAGAGAAGUCCGAGUUCAUGUGUACUCUAGCACAGGCAGUUGAUCGAAGUGGCACACCAAGCUCUGUGCAUGAGAUCCUUAGUGUAAAUUGGCUCUACCAGGAUCUUCUGCUUGAACUGUAUGUGUGGGAUCGCCGGCUGCAUCAACUUGUAGAGGGCAUAUCAGCUGAAAGAGAAAGAAUGGGAAUUAGCAUCAAGGGAAUUUCUGAAUUUAAAGGUGACCAAACUGGAGCAGUUGCUGAAGCAGAUGGUGUUACUGAAUGUACAAGCAACAAAGUGUCCUUCGAGAAUGGAUGUAUCGAGAUAGACAAGUUCAGUGAACCAGGGACUGGCACAACCUUGCUUGAUGAAAAUGCAUGGUUGGAGAACAAUGAGCUAGUUGCACGUUCAAUGUGUCCAAAGCAAGAGCCGUUGAGUAUUCGACAGCAGUCCAGACUUCCCCCAUGGGAUGAUAGGGAAAAAUGGGUUUGGAACCCAUUGCAUGAGUCCAGAUUGGCUUACAGGCAGGACCUGGAGGCCGGAUGUCUGGAAAGGUUCGAACUUGUUAACCACUAUUGUUCAUCUCAUCUAUCCCCCUUGCACAGACACAAUCAAUCUGGUGAGGAGGUGGGUUCUCCACAGUUCACAGUAGGUCCAUGUGGCAGCGUCUUGUGUGUAUCAGAGGAUGAGAUAUCCAGCAUAAUAUCCCGUGCUCUUGCCAUAUCUGAGGAACGUCGUUACUUACUGGAUGCUAUCACUGAGAGCGCACCAGCAGACAGCAGGGUCGGAGAGCGUACUAAAACAAUGGAGAAGUCUUACAGCUCGGUAUCUGAAAUUUCCUCUGCUUCUUCGUCCUGGUCGUCUUCCGGAUCUUCAGAUUCUGAGGCAAGCAUUUCAUCUGAUGACCUCUCCAGCUAUGAUAGCUCGCUUCUGUCAUCCGCUCAGCAUCCGGAAAUAUCUGUCAAUGGGAGAGUAGUUCUCAAAGGGAAAUAUUCAGUAAUCUGUGUACACUCUAACCAGUUCUACAAUCUUCGAAAGAAAUGCUGUCCAUCGGAGCUUGCGUACAUUACAUCCUUGAGCCGUUGCAAGAAGUGGGAUGCUCAAGGCGGGAAAAGCAAGGCUUUCUUUGCAAAAACAGUGGAUGACAGGUUCAUCAUAAAGCAAAUAAAGAGGACAGAGUUUGAGUCCUUCAUAAAAUUUGCUCCUGAUUACUUCAAGCAUGUUUACCAUUCUCUGGACACUGGGAGCCAAACUUGCCUUGCUAAAAUCCUAGGAAUCUACCAGGUCAAGCAAAUAAGGCAUGGCAAGGAGAUUAAGAUGGACCUGAUGGUGAUGGAAAAUAUCCUGUUUGGGCACAAUGUGUCCCGGACAUAUGAUCUGAAAGGCGCUGUCUUUUCACGGCAUGUCUCUGACUCGAAUGACCAUGACACCGUGUACUUGGAUCAAAAUUUUGUGGAUGACAUGCGCGUUUCUCCAAUCUACAUUGGUGGAAGAACAAAGCAUCUGUUGCAGCGGGCAAUCUGGAAUGAUACGGCUUUUCUCACUUCGAUCAAUGUUAUGGACUACUCUCUACUUGUGGGAGUGGACAAGCAGAAGCAUGAGCUCGUGUUUGGCAUCAUCGACUACCUGAGGCAGUAUACAUGGGACAAGCAGCUGGAGACAUGGGUGAAAACGUCUCUGGUGGUGCCCAAGAACGAAUCGCCGACGGUGAUUUCCCCCAGGGAGUACAAGAAGAGGUUCAGGAAAUUCAUGAGCAAGUAUUUCCUGACAGUUCCAGAUGACUGGAGCACGGAGAAUCGCCCGGUGUCCUGCAAAUCCUGUGCUCACGCUGGCAGCGCCAACUUGCCGGACGAGAAACCACCUACGCCUGCUAAUGGGGUUGAACCCGCUCUAAAUCCGCCCCCUACCCAUAUUUCAAGAGCCCUAACUACCACCCGCCCGACCCACCCCGUCGGCCAAACCGCCCCAACCCGAAGUCAUGACGGAAGCUGAUAUGUGACUUACGCUCCGAUCUACGACCAUUGCGCCACAACCCGUCCCAACCCAUCUGUGUCGUCAACCCAACCCGCCCCAACAUGUUUCAUAGUGUCACCCGUUUUCACCCAUCCAAUAAUACCCGUAUUAAAACCCACCCAAAAAACCCGUCAAACCCCGCCCCAUUAGUAGGAGUAAAACCACCUCAGCAUCCAAAUAUAAAUCCAAAUCCAAUCGUGGCGUGUGCGUAGUUCUCUUUGGCUCCCAGGGUUUUUGAUGAGAGACUUCUUUCUUCUGGCUUAUUGUUACACAUUCAGCUGCCAAGUAGUCCAAAGUAUGCAGCUUUAUUUUAGGCAAAUUAUUGGAGCCACAAUGCGCCGAGGUCCACAACCACAAUACAUGUAAUUUCCCAGUUAAAACAUGAUUUAUAUCAAUCCCACCUGACUCAUGUCUAUCUGUAA